CAUGUCACAGGACCUCAAGGAUCUCAUGCCUACUGAAAGGAAGUCCACAUGGAGGACGGCCAAGGAGAGGCGGAUAUCUGACCUCACCUGGGUGCUGGAGUGGCUGGAGCGGAGGCAGGGCAAGAAGAAGCAUACUUUCCAGGGAGUGGAUGGCGUCCUCACAGAGCGGCCCCUCCCUGCUUUUCAGGAAACUUCUCCUGUACAGGGAGUGGAUGGCGUCCUCACAGAGCGGCCCCUCCCUGCUUUUCAGGAAACUUCUCCUGUACAGGGAGUGGAUGGCGUCCUCACAGAGUGGCCCCUCCCUGCUUUUCAGGAAACUUCUCCUGUACAGGGAGUGGAUGGCGUCCUCACAGAGCGGCCCCUCCCUGCUUUUCAGGAAACUUCUCCUGUACAGGGAGUGGAUGGCGUCCUCACAGAGUGGCCCUCCCCUGCUUUUCAGAAACAAAAGGCCAAGGAUGAGGAAAACGCCAAAGCAAAUGAGAAGGCAGAAAAGAGAGGUGCUGGGAAGAAGCAGGAGAGAGACGGCCGCAAGGUGGCCUUCAGCAAGCAACUAGACCUAAAUGCCACCAGGAAGCAGGACCCUGCCGGUAACCAAAGCAAGCUGUUUGGUGCAGACUCAAAGGGCAAGCAUAGCAGUAUGCUCACUUCCAGCUACAACAAGGGCCUCCUGAAGAAGUCUGACUUAGACAUCAAGGACGUCAUAGCCUUGGAAUCCAACAUGCGGCCAAGCGCAUUCCGCCGACAAAGCUCUGUAGAGCCUGUGUUUCAGGACGCUAUGUUUGGCGGCCGUAGGGGGGAACUUCUGAGAGACUGGACCAGUAAGGUGGCCGAUACCACCUACGAACGCAAGCUGAAGAGCCUCAUGGAGAAGGGCACUGAGCCCAAAAUAGAGAACGCCAAAAUGCUGAAACCGGAGGAGGUGCUGAGCUGCCGGUAUUUGCGUUUGUCUAAGAACAACAUCCGGACCCUGAUCAAGCUGUGCAAGGAUGCAGGGCUGAACGUGGAUAUCCACCCUCACAUGGUGGAGGCCGAGAUAGACUCUAAGAAGGUGUUUAACCACCACACCAGUGUGUCACUCUAGACCUGCUGCCCCUUGAGGCUCAUCUGGCAUGAGCCAAGUGCCUGCAGUUUCUCUAGACUGUAGCAGAACAAGCCAAACCACAUCACUAUUGUGCUGACAUCAACUUUGUCUUCACCUCCAUCUCACACCAGGAAGAGAGGCCCAUAGAGCUUUCCAGGCACGGUGGCGUCUGCCUGAUUCCAGCACUUGGGAGUGGUG
Nannospalax galili (Upper Galilee mountains blind mole rat) is the source of this 1279-nucleotide messenger RNA. It is a transcript of the gene CUNH16orf78, whose product is annotated as chromosome unknown C16orf78 homolog. The transcript has 5 exons. Lineage: Eukaryota; Metazoa; Chordata; Mammalia; Rodentia; Spalacidae. The record is from RefSeq and is a predicted model, not a curated record. The coding region runs from base 2 to 1081 and encodes 359 amino acids.